AUGGAGAACCCGCGGAAGAGAUCCGCGGUUGAAGGCUCAGAGAACGGUGCUGAACGGCUCUGUGUCGGGCCUCAGCAUUUAGAUCCAGGUACAGUGGAGACGCCUCCUCCAGACUCCUCUGCACAGCACUUCUGCCACUUCACGCCCAAAUGUUUCAUCACCGUCCACAAAGGACCUCAAGUCGCCUCAGCUCGAUCUACUCCGUCCCACUACGGGGAGGACGGAUGGCAUGAAGCCACCUCCAAGACCACAAUCAGAGUUGAAAAUGAGGUGGAGGCUCACAGGGAGGCCAACAACUACAAGUUUGGCUUCAGGAAAUGGAAGGGCAACGUAACUGAGAGGCCUAUAGAAGACAGAUCAGAUAUCGUCAAAGAGCUGUACUCUAACCUCAGUGUUGUGAAGCCUCAAGAAGGCUCAGUGAUCACCUUUGGAAAUGUAAUGUAUGUGGUUUUAUUUGGAUGGUGGAUAUCAUUAAUCUACGUCCUUGUUGGUUUGUUAAUGUUUGGAACGAUCUUCGGUUACCGUUACGGAAAAGUUUGUUGGAAGCUGGCAUUGUACUUCCUUUGGCCAUUUGGGAAGUUUAUAGAGAAGUGUCACAUCAGUACCUACAUUUGGUUCUUACUGGGUUACCCUGUCCUGGCGGUGGUCCACGGUCUUGCUUGUGUUCUCUCCUGGCUGCUGGUCUUCACCAUCCCAGUAGCAAAACUGAACGCUCACAUUCUGACCGCUGUCCUCCUCAUGGCACCCAAGGACAUCCAGAUUCAGAGACUGGACAAGGCACUCCGUGUUGAGAGGGGAGUAAUCUUGUGCUGUUACCGUGCUUUCAAUGUGUAUUACUACAAAUAUACCAUCCAAGGAAUCAACAUUUUUGCUCUCAACCUGCUUCCCCUGGUUGUAAUCACUUUGAUUAUUGGCUAUACUGACCAUGAGCACAAAUACUUCAGUGCAGAGACCACAUUUGCCACAGCCAUCAUGUCCAUCAUUCCCUUGUCCUACUAUAUUGGAAUGGGAAUAGCCAGCAUUUCUGCACAGAGUAACUUUGCAGUGGGAGCGGUGGUGAACGCUACCUUCGGCUCCAUCACAGAGAUGACCUUCUACAUCACAGCUCUGCUUCAGGGGCACCGAGCUGCCACCAAAUGUUACGAAGAGAUAGUCAAAGCUGCGCUGACUGGGACUUUGCUCGGAUGUAUACUGUUCAUACCCGGUAUCUGCAUGAUUAUUGGGGGCAUUAAACACAGCGAGCAGAGAUUCAACAGCCGUUCAGCUGGAGUGAGCUCAGCUUUACUUUUCAUAUCAAUUGGAGGUGUGUUUGCGCCUACUCUCUUCUCAAAGACCUUCGGUAAUCUGGUGUGUGAAAGCUGCUCGAAUAUUCCAGGCAAUGCCAGUGUACCCUUCAUCUGCAAGGACUGUCACUACGACACGAGUCAAACUGACCCACAGUUGAUUCUGUCCCAUACUGAGCCUCUAGUUUACACCAUUUCCGUCCUGCUGCCUGCCGCAUACCUGAUUGGCCUCAUCUUCACGCUGAAGACUCACUCCCACAUCUAUGACAUCCACAUCAGUGACGGCCACGGGGGCCAUGCACACGGUCACCAUGUUGUCCACUGGUCUCGGUGGAGGGCCCUCGCAGUGCUCAUUGUUGCCACAGUGCUGAUGGCCUGCUGUGCCGAUCUCAGCACUGAGAACAUCGAGCCCAUUCUGGCCCAUUUCUCCAUCUCACAGUACUUCAUUGGUGUCACAGUCUUGGCUAUGGUGCCAGAGCUUCCUGAAAUUGUCAAUGGAAUCCAGUUUGCGCUGCAAAACAAUAUCAGCCUGAGCCUUGAAGUGGGCAGCUGUAUUGCUGUGCAGGUCUGCAUGAUUCAGAUCCCACUGCUCAUUCUCUUCAAUGCAUUCUAUGACGUUGGAUUUGUUCUGGUAUUCAGCGAUAUUCAUCUUUGGGCCAGUAUCUUCAGUGUCAUUCUAGUCAACUACAUCUUCAUGGAUGGAAAAUGUGACUACUUUCAGGGAACGGCUCUAGUGGUGGUUUAUCUCAUCCUUCUGGCCCUUUACUUCUUCGCUCCUUCGCCACGCUCCUGUUAAUCUGCUCGCCAAAUAAAAUGCUGACACUCCAGAAGCUUAUGCCACUACAGAUUCCUUCAUCUUGGGGUGGUGUGGGUUCACAGGCAUGAAACUGCCAGCUCUGGUUGUAAUUUAAAGAAAAAACA
This is a messenger RNA of Acanthochromis polyacanthus (spiny chromis), 2204 nucleotides long. RefSeq names its product cation/H+ exchanger protein 1 (gene cax1). Gene Ontology annotation, molecular function: calcium:proton antiporter activity. The transcript has 19 exons. NCBI's taxonomy places the organism in Eukaryota, Metazoa, Chordata, Actinopteri, Pomacentridae. Gene Ontology annotation, cellular component: endomembrane system; membrane. Gene Ontology annotation, biological process: intracellular calcium ion homeostasis; calcium ion transmembrane transport. The record is from RefSeq and is a predicted model, not a curated record. Bases 1 to 2079 code for a protein of 692 amino acids.